AUGAUCAAAUAUUCAAAUUUAAAGCUUGAAAUUUUUAAGAAAACUUUACCACCAGAUCAUUUUGAUAUACAAAAUCUUGAAGAACGAAUUCAAUUCGUAAAAGACAUAUUAGAACCAUCAGUCAAAAGUCUACGAGAACUUGGAAAUGAAACUUUCUAUAAUUCAAAUUUUGAUCAAGCUUUAAUCUAUUAUCAGCAAGCUCUAGAUGAAGAAUUAAAAUCAUCCAAUAGUGAUUAUUCUAAUGUGUUUGGCAUUCAUUUUGAGAUUGCUCAAGUUCACGCCAAAAAAGAUGGUAAUCAUACUUCCGAAGUUAAUUAUCUUCAAAAAUUGAUUGGAACUCAAUACCUUGAUGAUACGCUUCACAGUGCAGUAAUUUAUUCAAAAAUUGCUGAGAUUUAUGGUUGCAAAUUAAAGAAUAGUGAAGAAGAGCUUAAAAACUAUGAAAAAUGUUUGGAAAUACGAACAAAGCUCUUACUAAUUGAUGAUCGAUUAAUAGACGAAAUUGAACGAUCAGUUAAAACUAUGGAAGAGUGGCUAGCUGAAAAAGAAUAA
Molecule: messenger RNA, 552 nt
Organism: Rotaria sp. Silwood1
Lineage: Eukaryota; Metazoa; Rotifera; Eurotatoria; Philodinida; Philodinidae
Source: the annotation of a GenBank genome assembly